CGAGCGGAGAACGAACAGCAUGUGCUCAGGGGACUGGGCCGCCGGCUGUGGGGUUCGAUCGCGCGGCGGGAACUCCCUAAACUAGGGGAGCGCUGGCGGCCAGAGGGGGCCGGGCCUCAGGCUGUGGGAUUGACGGGAGCCGAAGACACUCGAACGCAGUACCCCUUGGGUUCGGAGGGGCGGGGCUGCAGGUUCGGCUGAGCCGAGGACGGCCGAACACUCGGGCAGGGGCGGGGCUUCGUAUUUGGAGAGCGCGACUCAGCGGGAAGAACCCGAGGCCGAACCUCGGGAGUUGGUUCGGAAAGAGGAGGGGCCAGGUCCCGAGCCACCGGAGGAGGGCGGGGCUUUGGCCUCCGAGGUCCCGGCACCUGACGGGAACACCCGAAGGGCGCUGCCGAGAUGAACCUUUCGAAGAGGGCGUGGUCUGCGCUAGGGAGGAUGCUGGUGGUGGAGGUGGCGAAUGGCCGCUCCCUGGUGUGGGGGGCCGAGGCCGUGCAGGCGCUACGCGAACGCCUAGGAGUAGGGGGCCGCACGGUGGGCGCCCUGCCCCGCGGGCCCCGCCAAAACUCGCGCCUGGGCCUCCCGCUGCUGCUGAUGCCUGAAGAGGCGCGGCUCCUGGCUGAGAUCGGCGCAGUGACCCUGGUCAGCGCCCCGCGCCCGGAUCCCCGCCAACACAGCCUGGCUUUGGCAUCCUUCAAGCGCCAGCAAGAGCAGGGCUUCCAGGAGCAAAGUGCUCUGGCAGCUGAGGCCCGUGAGACUCGUCGUCAGGAGCUCCUAGAGAAGAUUGCAGAGGGCCAGGCUGCGAAGAAGCAGAAGCUGGAACAGGAAUCAGGGACCAGUGGAGGCCAGGAUGCCCCUGGGCACCCAGCUGCUGAAGAGAAUGAGGAGGCCAGUGCUAGCCAGACUGCUGGAGAACAGGAGGAAGCAGGUGAAGGCUCUUCCUCUCCCCAGCCGGGGCCUUCAAAUGAGGUCACCCCUUUGCCCAGGUCUGCCCUGCUCGUCCAGCUGGCCACUGCUAGACCUCGGCCCAUCAAGGCUAGGCCCCUGGACUGGCGUGUCCAGUCCAAAGACUGGCCCCAUGCUGGCCGUCCUGCCCACGAGCUUCGCUACAGCAUCUACAGAGACCUGUGGGAGCGGGGCUUCUUCCUCAGUGCUGCUGGCAAGUUUGGGGGAGACUUCCUGGUGUAUCCUGCUCUCUGCCAUUGGAAACUGCUACCUGCCUCUCUCCUUCACCCAGGCGACCCGCUCCGUUUCCACGCCCACUACAUCGCUCAGUGCUGGGCUCCCGGGGACCCCAUCCCCCUCCAGGACCUCGUUUCUGCCGGCCGCCUCGGCACCAGCGUCAGAAAGACGCUGCUCCUUUGCUCUCCGCAGCCCGAUGGUAAGGUAGUCUACACAUCCCUGCAGUGGUCCAGCCUGCAGUGAACUCCAGAGACCUAUGGGCACGCGGCCGUGUCCCUGGCAAGAGCCUUUCUGGAUGGUGCCUGGCUCAUCUCCACAUGGGAGGCUAGACCACCCUCCUGCCUCUCUUGGUGGUUAGCGUUUGAGUCCAGAUGUAUCAACACUAUAGCCUUUGGAUGUCCCUCCCUGUUUCAAAGCACUUAGCGGCUGUGUUGUUUUUGUUGUUAGCGAUUUCCAAAUGUGACCUUCUUGAGUCAUCUGUUUUCUAUGGGGCUUAGGUCCCAAGAGGUCUCAAUAAACUUGUUGGAUAAAAAUG
Messenger RNA from Sus scrofa (pig), 1717 nucleotides. RefSeq names its product tRNA splicing endonuclease subunit 34 (gene TSEN34). Gene Ontology annotation, cellular component: tRNA-intron endonuclease complex. The record is from RefSeq and is a predicted model, not a curated record. Gene Ontology annotation, biological process: tRNA splicing, via endonucleolytic cleavage and ligation; tRNA-type intron splice site recognition and cleavage. Gene Ontology annotation, molecular function: tRNA-intron lyase activity; nucleic acid binding. Lineage: Eukaryota; Metazoa; Chordata; Mammalia; Artiodactyla; Suidae.